AUGAAAAUGCUUCCUGGAGUGGGCGUUUUUGGGACUGGCAGCACUGCCCGGGUACUGGUACCUUUGUUGAGAGCAGAGGGUUUCUCUAUCGAAGCACUUUGGGGGAAGACUGAAGAGGAAGCAAAGCAGCUAGCAGAGGAAAUGAACAUUGAGUUCUACACAAGUCGGACUGAUGAUGUCUUGCUGCACCAGGAUGUAGAUUUGGUUUGCAUCAACAUCCCUCCACCACUAACCCGGCAAAUUGCUGUGAAAGCUCUAGGUAUUGGGAAGAAUGUAAUCUGUGAGAAAUCUGCUACCUCUGUGGAUGCCUUCAGAAUGGUUACAGCUGCCAGAUAUUACCCCAAGCUGAUGAGCAUUGUUGGUAAUGUCCUCCGUUUCCUGCCUGCCUUUGUCAAAAUGAAGCAGUUAAUAGAAGAACACUACAUAGGCAAUGUGAUGAUCUGUGAUGUGCGAGUGUACUGGGGAAGCCUGCUCAACCACAAGUACAACUGGAUCUGUGAUGAACUAAUGGGAGGAGGUGGACUGCACACAAUGGGCACCUAUAUUAUAGACCUCUUAACUCAUCUAACCAGCAGGAAGGCAGAGAAGGUCCAUGGCUUGCUUAAGACUUUUGUGAAGCAGAACGCAGCUAUCAGUGGAAUCCGUCAUGUCACUAGUGAUGACUUCUGCUUUUUUCAGAUGCUUAUGACUGGAGGUGUCUGUAGCACUGUGACUCUCAACUUUAACAUGCCUGGAUCAUUUGUUCACGAAGUCAUGAUUGUUGGGUCCACAGGUCGCCUUAUAGCUCGUGGGACAGAUUUGUAUGGGCAGAAGAAUACAGCAUUCCAAGAGGAACUACUGCUUACAGAUUCUCUGACCAUCAACACAGGCCUUCUGGACAAGGGGUUUAAAGACAUCCCCUUGCUGUACCUGAAAGGAAUGGUGUACAUGGUGCAAGCAUUGAGACUGUCUUUCCAAGACCAGGAAGACCGUCGGACAUGGGAUCACAAACCAGUCUCCAUGGCAGCCUCUUUUGAAGAUGGCCUCUAUAUGCAAAGUGUAGUAGAUGCCAUUAAAAAAUCCAGCAGGUCUGGGGAGUGGGAAGCUGUGGAAGUGAUGACUGAGGAACCAGAUGCCAAUCAAAACCUUUGUGAGGCACUUCAAAGAAAUAACCUAUAA
This is a messenger RNA of Emys orbicularis (European pond turtle), 1158 nucleotides long. RefSeq names its product Gfo/Idh/MocA-like oxidoreductase domain containing 2 (gene GFOD2). The record is from RefSeq and is a predicted model, not a curated record. Gene Ontology annotation, biological process: extracellular matrix organization. The coding region runs from base 1 to 1158 and encodes 385 amino acids. The transcript is spliced from 2 exons. Lineage: Eukaryota; Metazoa; Chordata; Testudines; Emydidae. Gene Ontology annotation, molecular function: nucleotide binding. Gene Ontology annotation, cellular component: extracellular matrix.